This is a messenger RNA of Purpureocillium takamizusanense, 1465 nucleotides long. RefSeq lists its product as uncharacterized. NCBI's taxonomy places the organism in Eukaryota, Fungi, Ascomycota, Sordariomycetes, Hypocreales, Ophiocordycipitaceae. The transcript is spliced from 2 exons. The record is from RefSeq and is a predicted model, not a curated record. Bases 836 to 1129 code for a protein of 97 amino acids. Gene Ontology annotation, biological process: intra-Golgi vesicle-mediated transport.
GUUGCACCAACCCAAUGGAAUCGUCCAACUCAGCACGCCAACAGGCUCACCGGACGAUACACACACUCGUCUACGCAAAGAACCCUCCCCAUAAAGCCUUCCUCUACUUCGACAUGAGAACCGUCCGUUUUGUCUUUUAGCACACGCGGGCGCCGGAAAAGGACUGCCGUGCCCGCGCCCGGCCGCGUGGCUCGUGUGGCGGUGCGCGGCCUUUGCAUCCACCAGCCAUGGCGCGAGCCCUCCAUCUCUAUCCGUCCACCGCCCGGUUAGAGGUAAGGUAGCGUCCGCCAUGGGGGGUACCACGCCCACCACAGUGACCUACGUUCCCGAUUCGGCGCUGCGACCUGGAAGCAGUGGCAGCCACCCCCCCUAGUUCCAAGGCUGUACUUCGUAGGCCGUCUCGCACGGGGCUCCGUCUCCCCAAGUUUCGCCGUCGCCGCGCCAAAAGACGACGACCCACGACCACGACCACGACUUAUUAACCACCAUCACCACCACCCGCCACGGCACCACGUCCCCAUCGACACACAUCGGCAUCGCGCAACCGUUCCGCCACACCACUCGAUCUCGCAUCGCCACCACUGCCCUCCCUCUGCGCGCGCUCUGCCCCGGGGGCUCAAGCACCCGACAACCGCGGCGGCGACGACGACCAGUCCAUCUUUCGCUCUGAAACAUCCCCCCCUUCCAGCCUCGGCCGACGGACCAUCCAUCCAUCCACAUCAUCACCUAGGGCGAGGAACUGCCGAGAGCUCAACCCCCGACGCCGACGCCGACGACGUCCCGCGUGCACGCUCGCUCGCCCGCCCGCCAGCCAGAACCGAACCGAACCGCCACCAUGUCAGAAGCGUACGAGCGCGAGCGCCAGAACAACGCCCGCUUGGACGAGCUCUCCGCCAAGGUCUCCGCGCUGCGCGGCGUCACCAUCGACAUAUACGACAAUGCGCGCGCCCAGGACGUCAUCGACAACACGUCCGAGACCUUCUCGUCCAUGACCUCGCAGAUGAAAGGCUCCGCCAGCAGGCUCACCCGCAUGGCCGCCUCCGGCAACAAGGUCGCCAUCCUUAAGCUCGCGGGCAUCAUCAUCGCCAUCUUCAUCGUGCUGUACUACGGGCUGAAGCUCUUCUUUUGAGGUGGGCGGCGCGCGGUCAAAACAGGCGAAACUGUUCCAAGGCAGGAGAUGCGAAUACUACCCAGAUCCGGGGUUGGAUACGGCGGCGAAGCACGUUCGAUCCGGGCUGCGGAUGGAUGCCCGCGGCGGUGUACCAUAGCGAAUCAAGAUGGACAAAGGGGGAGGGAGGAGGAUAAAUGGUGUUUGACGGGCUGCGCGGCGUACAUACCCUCGGCAUAGUGUUGGCGUUAACAAAGGCUUCUUCAUGUUCGCACCAUCGGCAAGUUGCCCUGUGCAGGAUGAGACCAGCGUCGUUUUUGACUGAAUGAUUCUACCCUACGUUGCUGUCUAGACUCC